AUGACGGAAGUAAGUAAGGAGAAUGUUUAUUCUCUGAGAACAAUAAAUAAAAGAAAGUCUUAUUCAAUAUUAAGUCCAGUGAAUCAGAGAACAAUCGAUAUCACUGCUAACAAGAAUGAAAGAAUCAUUAGUGAAUCAACAGGGCUAGUAAAAUUUUCCCUUUCCCCUAAUAAAGGUGAAGAAGAAAAUAUUAGUAAUACUCCAACCAAAUCGAAAGGUAAAACAGGGUUGCCUGUGUAUGUCCCGAUAAAUGAAGCAAUUAUUGAGCAAAAUGAAUCGUCGCAAGAAGACUUGAUGAUUCAGUUUGCUUCCAAGCAGAGAAAGUUAAUUGAAUUAGAAAAACAAGUUGAAGUAACAAAAUUUGAAUUGGCUGAAAUAGCUUCUAAAAUUGAGAAAGAUAUUGAACAACCAAAGGAAGAAACAAAUAUGAGUAACUUUAACAAUUUGAAUAAUUUGAAAAAGAGAGCAUCAAACAUAUUCCUGAUCAACCAGGGAAAUGUUAACAAUAAAACACACCACAAUUUCAAUUCUUCCAAAUCCCCAGGCACCAUUUCCCCUGUUAAAAAAACCAAAUCCAUAAAUAAUUUUAGCAACUACUUCACCAAAGUUCAAGAUCAAAUAAGUCAGACCCAAUUAAAUGCACCAGUGCUAAAGAGCUUUGUUAAAGAUGUCAGAAGUAGAAUUGAAAUUAAUGAUAAUGAAAAACUUAAAACAUUUUUGGCUACACAACAGAAUGAAUUUGAUGAAUUCACAUCUAAAACCUCUAAGUUUGUUAAUGGAUUAUUUAAUAACCGAUCUUCCAAAGAAGAUACGGAUAAAGAAGAAAUGGCAAACAGUUCAUUUAACUUCGAGGCAAUGGAAGAUUUCAAUAAUAGAAGUAUCUUAGAUGCUAAUGUUUCUCUAAGCGAGGAAGAAAAUAUCACAUUCGAAGAAGGUAUGGUGGAUAUAGACGAUUACAAUAGUAGCUUUGAAGAAGAAACCGCAAAUAAAUAG
This is a messenger RNA of Debaryomyces fabryi, 993 nucleotides long. RefSeq lists its product as uncharacterized. The transcript has a single exon. Bases 1 to 993 code for a protein of 330 amino acids. NCBI's taxonomy places the organism in Eukaryota, Fungi, Ascomycota, Pichiomycetes, Serinales, Debaryomycetaceae. The record is from RefSeq and is a predicted model, not a curated record.